UCCUUUCGGAAUCAGACAGCUGAAGUAAACAAUAGGCCUUUGAUUACACUUGAUCAUCUCUUGCAGGCUCUGUGGACUCUAAGCAUCAUAAACAAACGUCACUUGCGAGCAUGGCUAAUACUGCCAUUAAUUUCACAGCGCAGAGAAUAUCCUUUGUAAAUAAGAUUGGUCUCAUCUUAAAGGCAACUUCUGAUGAUGAGCAGCCUACACAAGCAUAUCUAUACAAAGAAAUUAAUGCCAUCAGCUAUGAGUCUGUCGGCUACAGCGAAAGUCUGGUGGAGUUCCUCAUGGAUAGGUUGAAGAGCAAAUCGAGUCAUGUAAAAUUUAAGGUCCUGAAGGUUGUCCAGCACCUGUGUGAGCACGGCAGUCCUCAGGUCAAGCUGGGUCUGCGCAAGUCAUGUGACCUGAUCAAAGAAUGCACCAAAUUUGGAGGACCACCGCAUCCCAUUCAUGGGAAUGUACCCUACACUAUGGUCCGCAAGUUAGCCCAGGAAGUGUGUGCCGAGUUGUACAACAUGGACCCACUGACCAUCAAGUCGAUGCCACAGGAUCUCAGCCAGGAGCCUAAAUACGGUGGCCUAGGCUCGUCCAGGACCGGGGGAGCGAUCCAAGGCUUUGGCAACUCUCCCAUCGUGCCAACUAAGGGUCUAGGGGAAACCAUCCUUGGAGGCAUAGAAAAACUGGGGGCCAAAAUCUCAGAGACCUCGGAGGAUCGCCAGGCCGCUCUUUUGGCUCGACUUGAUCUCAGUGGCUCCACCGUCAAUUAUCAACCACCGGUUGUGAGCCUCCCAGAGUCUGCAGAGACCACGUCGUCGACAUCAUCCGCAGAGCCAGAGCAAGCAGGAAGUGGGAAAAGACAAGUUCAGGCCAGGAAACAUCAACCUGGGCGGGCAGGAGGAGGCUGGAACGAUGAUGAAGAGGACGAAAAGGAUGACAAUAAUCCUGAUGAUAAUGAAUGUGAGCGUAACAGCGACACACGGUUGAGCAUCGACACUGACAGUCUGGCUGAUCCUGCUGACAAACUGAUUCAGGAUGGACCCCAGGCGGACUGGGCCCAGGAGAGACAGCUUGUGACAGGAAGCCUGCAGCACGGCUCCACCGGCCCGCGGAGGCAGCUCCUUGCGCCCUCCGACCUCUCCCACUUCCUGGGCUGCUGCGCAAGGCUCAGCGCUGAGAAAGUUGUACAGAUGAUAGCCCAGAGACUGACGGGAACCGAUCCAGGAGUGGUCAUCAGAGCUCUUCAGCUUUUGGAAGCCAUUCUGUACAGCCGGGAGGAGCUGGUGCACGUGGAUCUCCUCACCUCUGUCUGCAAGCAAGAUCUGGUGGACUGUUACAGGAGCUGCGGCCCAACGUCGGCGCCCCCUGGUGGCGAGACGGCGAGCAAGGCGGAGACGAUGACCGCUCCUCUUGGCGACGAUGAGGAGAAGCAUUUGUGGCAGUCUGUGAGAAUGAAAGUCACAAAGGUGAUCCUCAUACUUCAGCAAUUGUCCUCUCAUCGCGAGAUCCUGGCUCUUUCAGAACUUGCUGACUUCUUGCCAAAGAGGGAAAAUAUUCCAGAGACUCCAGCGUGAGCUGCAAGCCGAGCUUUGCUAUGUUAAAAAACUUUUUUCCGCGCUCAAUCAAAAGUAUCAUCUGCCUGGUUUUGAGGAGUAUUUUUGUGAUAAGCUUCUUAACCCCUUGCUUGUGUAGUGGAUGUAUCUGGUACGCCCAUAUGCUUCACUGCCCUAUGAGCUGUGGGCACACCCAAUGGGCCCUUGAAGGACCUAUCUUUUGUCUGGUUCUUAUCCUUGUCUUGUGUGUCCACUUGCUGAUGCCAUCAUAUCUAUUUUUAAGCUGCUACGCAUGGGAAUUGCGUGUAGUAAUCAGUAGAACAAAGUGAGGUGUGUUGUUUUACAGUAUACCUAUCUCUGCUCUCUACGCCACUCUAAACUUCACUGCUAAGCAAGGUAGACCAAGGUAGCGAUAUAUCAUUAUAAUGAUCUAUAUCAUUAGAUGUAGUGUCAACAUCACCACUACUAACGUCCAUGUGAUUACCUCUGCCAACGGGUCCUGGCUCAGAACCAGUGUACUAAUACUAGGUCCAGAGGUAGGCCUACACUGUUGCCUAUACUCAUCCCCAGGGUCCUUGUCUCUCGUAUUUUCAGCUUGUCUGCCAAUAUCUUGAACAUUGAAAUCCUCAUCGGAUUCACUGUCUCUUGGUGGCAUCGGUAGCCUAAUGGUUAGGCUACGGGACUCAUAAUUGUGACAUUGUGGGUUCGGGGGCUUGAGCCUCACCGA
Messenger RNA from Aplysia californica (California sea hare), 2277 nucleotides. Its product is annotated as AP-4 complex accessory subunit Tepsin. The transcript is spliced from 12 exons. Gene Ontology annotation, cellular component: trans-Golgi network membrane. The coding region runs from base 111 to 1571 and encodes 486 amino acids. NCBI's taxonomy places the organism in Eukaryota, Metazoa, Mollusca, Gastropoda, Aplysiida, Aplysiidae. The record is from RefSeq and is a predicted model, not a curated record.